Suillus subaureus is the source of this 336-nucleotide messenger RNA. RefSeq lists its product as uncharacterized. The record is from RefSeq and is a predicted model, not a curated record. NCBI's taxonomy places the organism in Eukaryota, Fungi, Basidiomycota, Agaricomycetes, Boletales, Suillaceae. The coding region runs from base 1 to 336 and encodes 111 amino acids. The transcript has 3 exons.
AUGUGGCUACCUGGUCAAGAAGUUGAAGGGAUGGACGCAUUGGAUGAAUUCAACAAUGGUCAAGAUUUCUCGGAGGAUGGGAGGGUAUUGAUAGGCCAGAAUCCAUUUUUGUUCAUUCACUGCUUUUGUUUACUUGUGGAGCUAGACAAACAAAAGGGUCCUGCCUGUUACGAUACUUUGUUGGAUGAAAUAUCCCAGAAUGGCACUGGACUGUGCAACUUCUGUGAUAUGUUCGAACGAUCCAAAGAGAGAGAGAGUAAGGAAGCUGAAGGAUCUGACAUGAUAGGUAUGAGUGAGAGAGAGAGGUCCAAGCACAUGAGCCAGACGGGCCAAUAG